This is a messenger RNA of Carassius gibelio (silver crucian carp), 3842 nucleotides long. Its product is annotated as acetyl-coenzyme A synthetase, cytoplasmic-like. The transcript has 19 exons. Bases 609 to 2705 code for a protein of 698 amino acids. The record is from RefSeq and is a predicted model, not a curated record. Gene Ontology annotation, cellular component: cytoplasm. Lineage: Eukaryota; Metazoa; Chordata; Actinopteri; Cypriniformes; Cyprinidae. Gene Ontology annotation, molecular function: acetyl-CoA synthetase activity; AMP binding.
AGUGAAUGUUAUUUCUACGCUUCAAUGGCUGUUCUGCAGACGCACCGAGGAUCUGUAAUCCACGCGUGGAAGAAUGAUUGAUCUCAUGCUGCAUGCACGGUUGUUUUGACUGCAUGUUUGCUUCAGAUGAACACUGCAUUCCUUCUCUAAUGCCGGGAAUUAUUUCCAGCUUUAAUCGAGCUCAAACAAGAUAACCUCUAGCUCCAGGAGACUGCUUGACAGCUCUCAAGUACAUCUAGUUUAUUUUUAUAUAUAUGUGUAUAUAUAUCUAUAUCCUAAAUCACUUACCGCGGAGCAACAUUUAAUCUGUUUGUUCUAAUAAUAAUAAUAAUAUUAAUCAUUGCAAGUUUUAAACGCGUCUCGGACAGCGCGUGCUCUUUAAACUGAAUCCUGAUCGACGCCGCUUCGCUAAACCCCAGAAGCAGAAUCUAGAUUGAACUUUUAUUUUGUUCAACAUUUCAGUCUCCAAUGCACACAGCGGCUGUUUGGGAGUGAAACUCUCCCACACGGAAGUGACUUAACUUACACACGUUAGGCCAGUGAUCGUGUGUGUAUUUCUAAGGUGCAGUUGUAUUAACUUAUUUGCGUCUGUUGCAUUGGUUAUUAAAAUGAUUCCCGACAAGGCUCCAGGCGAGGAUGUGUUACAUGCUUCAGGAGACUUGAAGAAGCAAGCGCACAUCGCCAGCUUUGAGAAAUACAAGGAGCUCUACAUCAGAUCUGUCGAGUCUCCUGAGGAGUUCUGGCGAGAUGUUGCCAAAGAUUUUUUCUGGAAGACAAAAUACACCGGGAAGUUUCUGGACUACAAUUUCGACGUAACCAAGGGUGAAAUUUUCGUGAAAUGCAUGGAAGGAGCCACAACUAACAUCUGCUAUAAUGUUUUAGACCGCAACGUCUAUGAGAGGAAACUGAGUGACAAAGUGGCUUUUUACUGGGAGGGUAAUGAACCUGGAGAUUAUAAGACGGUGACGUACAGAGAACUGCUUCAGCAAGUCUGCAAGUUUGCCAAUGUGCUCAAGUCGCAAGGUGUGAAGAAAGGUGACCGUGUAUCUAUUUACAUGCCCAUGGUGGUGGAGCUGGUGGUGGCCAUGUUGGCCUGCACUCGGAUUGGAGCGGUCCACUCUAUAGUGUUUGCCGGUUUCUCAUCUGAGUCUUUGUGUGAAAGGAUCAUGGACUCUCAAUGCUGUAUUCUUAUAACGGCAGAUGGCUUUUACCGCGGUGAUAAGCUGAUCAGUCUGAAGCUUAUAGCUGACGAGGCACUACAGAAAUGCAGGGACAAGUCUUUCACAGUGGACAAAUGUAUAAUGCUCAAACACCUCACAAGAGAAGAUGAGGUUUCGUCUGGGUCCCUGUCGCCCCCAGCGAAACGCACCUGCCCUGAUCUGCAGCAGGAGAAACAGAAAGAAAGAGUAAGGAAGGUCCGUCCGUCCCCGCAGGUGCCGUGGAAUCCUGAGGUUGAUUUGUGUUGGCACUCUCUGAUUGGUGGAGCAUCAAAGGAGUGUGAGCCUGUCUGGUGUGACUCAGAAGACCCGCUCUUCAUCCUCUACACCAGCGGCUCUACUGGGAAACCUAAGGGUGUGUUGCAUACAGUGAGUGGCUACAUGCUCUACACUGCGUCCACCUUUAAGCUGGUGUUUGAUUAUCACUCUGAUGACGUGUACUGGUGCACUGCGGACAUCGGCUGGAUCACCGGUCACUCAUACAUCACAUAUGGACCGUUGGCCAAUGGUGCGACCAGUGUGUUGUUUGAGGGUCUUCCCAUAUACCCGGAUGUGAGCCGAAUGUGGGAGAUUGUAGAUAAAUAUCAGGUCUCCAAGUUCUACACAGCACCCACGGCCAUCCGGCUCCUGAUGAAGUACGGCAGCGAGCCCGUUCAGAAGUAUAAACGGACCUCGCUGAAGAUUUUGGGGACUGUAGGGGAGCCCAUAAACCCAGAAGCUUGGCAGUGGUACUACAGCGUGGUGGGAGAGAAGAGAUGUCCGGUGGUGGACACUUUCUGGCAGACUGAGACGGGUGGGCAUGUGAUGACCCCUCUACCGGCCGCUACUCCCAUGAAGCCUGGCUCAGCUACAUUUCCCUUUUUUGGGGUUGUACCUGCUAUUCUGAACGAGUCAGGCGAGGAACUUGAAGGACCGAGUGAAGGCUAUCUGGUGUUUAAACAGCCGUGGCCAGGUGUGAUGAGAACUGUGUACGGGAACCACGAAAGGUUCGAAACCACCUACUUCAAGAAAUUCCCUGGGUACUACGUGACUGGAGAUGGCUGUCGAAGAGAUAAGGACGGGUAUUACUGGAUCACCGGAAGGAUAGAUGACAUGUUGAAUGUGUCUGGGCACUUGCUGAGCACUGCAGAGGUGGAGUCGGCUCUGGUGGAGCAUGAAGCUGUGGCUGAGGCAGCGGUUGUGGGGCGGCCACACACUGUUAAAGGCGAGAGUCUCUACUGUUUUGUCACUCUCAAUGACGGAAUCAACUACAACCAAAAGCUGGAGGGGGAGCUUAAAAAGCAAGUGAGAGAGAAGAUCGGUGCCAUAGCUACACCUGACUACAUUCAGAAUGCACCCAGCCUUCCAAAAACCAGAUCAGGUAAGAUUAUGCGUCGUGUCUUGCGGAAGAUCGCGUGUAAUGAGCGGGAUUUGGGUGAUGUGUCUACGUUAGCAGACAGCUCUGUCAUUGAACAGCUGUUUGAGAGCCGCUGCUGUACUGCCGUGUGAGCACCAGGGGCGUCCAUCACCCCGCCACCGUCUGGUCCCGACACCAGCUUCAGCUCUGGAGGGAAGAGGAUGAGUCUGAGCUGUGGAGUUUAAGAUACUGCUAGCGGGCAGACAGAAGGAAAAAAGCUUAGAGAUGUAUAAUUCCUACUGCAAUUCACUGACUUACAGUAAUCUCUUGGAAAACCAAGGUUAUGCAUAGUUUUAACUGCAUUUUUACAGGACCCAAUUGUUUGUUAGAAAACAUCGUUCCUACCAACCACUAAAUUUUAUUUUUAUUAUGUCUGUAAUUUCCAUCUCUUUCUCCAUGUGUCAGUUCAUUAAUCUUUAUAUGACUAUACUAUCCUGCUUUCAAUGUGCCAACGUAACCUCAAAACUAGUUGUUGUUUUGAAAGGUUUCAUUUUAACAUUUAAAGCUACACAUUGCAUAGAACUCUCUAUACAAGCCAAAGCAUGCAUUAAUAUUUACUAGAAUAACAUGGUAUCAUGCAGGUGUCCCCAAUGUUCAAACCUAACUAUGUAUAUUUUAUUCCUGGAACAGUUUGAAACUUUGUGAUAAAAGUUUGUGCGUGAGCUGAUACUAUAUUUCUUUAGGAAAGUUAUGAAAGGGUUAUGAUUGACUGCAUAAAGGCUGUAUGUUCAUUUGAAAAAAGGCACUUAACAGGAGUAAAUUACAUUUCUGACCAUGAUGGUGGUCUUGUUGUAGUCCUGAUACAGUGGGCUUUCCAUUUUAUCCAUUCACAUUUCAAAGUGUUAAUAUCUGUUGUGAAGGAAUCCCCUCAAGAAACUUUUUCAGGAGAAAAGUGAUCAAAUUCCAGCCGUUAUAUGAGUUAAUGUGCUCUCGUGCAUCAGUACUGUAUCUCUAGACUGUAUUUGUUACUAUUAUUAGAUUGAUUUCUUCCAGCUUGGCAUUAACUUGAGUUUGGGAUAUUUCAUAGCUCUUAAUGUAUUAGCUGUUAAUGCUUAUCGCAACCCUGUAAGCAUUCACUAGCCCUAUAUGAUGAGCGACAGAAACUUUGAACUUUAGACUCUUUCAACUUUUUUUUUACCAUUUAUUUUCCUUCUCGCUCAUUUUCUUGUAAUAAUUUGAGCAGACUAAUGUCUCGAACAGAACUGGGUGAAUUAAAGGUUUUUGUUCUA